GUGGACGAGCUGGGUCCCGAGCUGUGUGGAUAGGGUCGGGGGCGGAGAGUAUGUUAACCAAUGACCUGAAGGAGUAGGGAGGGCGGGAUUAGGCCCGCAGUUGCUAAGCGCUACCCUAGUGGGAGGUGAUUUGAGAAAUGGGGUGAAGAGGGGUGGGUCGGGGAGCGGCUCAAUGGCCCUUCACGUCACUGUCCUCUGGCCCGCGGAAGUUAAGCAGCCGAGAGGCGGGCUUAGGGCCGGAAGCAGGAAGGAGGGCGCAGGAAGCAGGGCUCCGCAACCACUCGCACUGUCGGUCAGUGGGUUUGUCGGUCUCGAGGGCAGGAUGGAGAAGCUGCGGCUCUUGGGCCUCCGCUACCAGGAGUACGUGACUCGUCACCCGGCUGCCACGGCCCAGCUGGAGACGGCAGUGCGGGGCCUCAGUUACCUGCUGGCAGGUCGUUUCGCCGAUUCGCACGAGCUGUCAGAGCUGGUGUACUCCGCCUCGAACCUGCUUGUGCUGCUCAAUGACGGGAUCCUACGGAAGGAGCUUCGGAAAAAGUUGCCCGUGUCGCUGACCCAGCAGAAGCUGCUGACAUGGCUGAGCGUGCUGGAGUGCGUGGAGGUCUUCAUGGAGAUGGGGGCUGCCAAGGUGUGGGGCGAAGUGGGCCGCUGGCUCGUCAUUGCCCUCAUCCAGCUGGCCAAGGCAGUACUGCGAAUGUUCCUGCUCAUCUGGUUCAAGGCUGGCCUCCAGACCUCACCCCCCAUUGUUCCGCUGGACAGAGAGACCCAAGCACAGCCCCCGGAUGGUGACCACAGCCCUGGUAGCCAGGAGCAGUCAUACGUGGGGAAGCGGUCAAACCGAGUGGUGCGAACUCUCCAGAACACUCCAUCCCUGCACUCGAGGCACUGGGGAGCCCCCCAGCAGCAGGAGAGACAGCAACAGCAGCACCAGGAGGAGCUGAGCGUCACCCCCACCCCUCUGGGGCUGCAGGAGACCAUUGCAGAGUCCUUGUAUAUUGCCCGGCCCCUGCUGCACUUGCUUAGCCUGGGCCUAUGGGGUCAGCGGUCGUGGACACCCUGGCUCCUGUCUGGUGUUGUAGACGUGACCAGUCUGAGCCUCCUGAGUGACAGGAAAGGCCUGUCCCGGAGGGAGCGGCUAGAGCUGCGGCGCCGGACCAUCCUGCUGCUCUACUACCUGCUGCGCUCCCCAUUCUAUGACCGCUUCUCGGAGGCCAGGAUUCUCUUCCUGCUCCAGCUGCUGGCAGACCAUGUCCCGGGCGUUGGCCUGGUCACAAGGCCGCUUAUGGAUUACUUACCCGCCUGGCAGAAAAUUUAUUUCUACAGUUGGGGCUGACAGACAUCCUGGGGGCGGGGUGCAGCGAGGGGAGGGGUGGCAUGCUCUGCUGCUGUGGGCAGGGUGGCUCAGCCCUUCAGUCCCCCGGGCUCCUCUACCCUAAUAAAACUGACUGUGGCAGUGA
Molecule: messenger RNA, 1457 nt
Organism: Hipposideros armiger (great roundleaf bat)
Lineage: Eukaryota; Metazoa; Chordata; Mammalia; Chiroptera; Hipposideridae
Gene: PEX16
Product: peroxisomal biogenesis factor 16
Exons: 11
Coding region: 173-1333 (386 amino acids)
Biological process (GO): peroxisome organization
Cellular component (GO): peroxisomal membrane
Source: RefSeq, a predicted model, not a curated record